AUGAGCACCGCAGUCAAUGCGAGGAACCCGGCGGCGUGGGCCGCCGGCACAGCUGCCGGACAGGCGGGAGCCGCAGCCUCGAACACGGCCGCCGCCUCCGGGAAGCCCCAAACAACGACGCCAACGCUCGCCGACCCGGCGUAUGCGACGGCGGCCACCAUCCAGAACCUAGUCAACCACUAUUACGAGUAUCUGGGUGGCGAAAAGGGCACAAUCAAGUGGGACAAGUUCAAGGAGACCACUACUUCCAAGGACGACGACGACACCACUAAAUCUGAUGACGUUCCCCAAGGUCUGGCCUACAUCCUCGGCACCCUGAAGGGGCAGAAGGCCAACAUCGACGUGACCGACACGGCACCGAACAAGAAGCUCCUAGGAGCAUACGCCGCGCUGAUCAAGCUAUCCGAGGAGCUACAGGCGCACCUCCGGAAGCAGAACGAGCUCUCGGCCGCCAAGGACCCCGCCGAGGACGUGGUGAAGCAGUGGAGGACGACGUGCCGCAAGGCGCGCGACGAUAUCCUCGAGUUGGCGGCAUCGGCAAAAGCGGCCGGUUCCUCCAACGUACCGACCGCCUUUGGUAACGUGCAGAUCCCGCAGCCGGACCUGUCGGCGCAGACGGCGCAGCUCAACACGGCGAUGCAGGGGGUGCAGAUCGCGCAGUCGGCGCUGGAUAACGCCGAGAACGCGUACCAGGCGGCGAUCGACAAGCAGGAGCGCACGGCCAAGGCCAUGGCCACGAUCCAGGCCAAGCUCAAGAAGCUGCAGUCGACGGGCAAGACGCUCGAGGAGAUCAAGACGGUGCUGCGGGACUGCAUCGAGGUGCUGGCGGACCUGAUCGUGCAGAUCGGCCGGCUGGAGCGCUUCUUCAUCAUGCUGACCACCGUCAUCGACGUGCUCGUCAUGCCGCGCGCCCAGCUCUUCGAGCGGGACAUCGGCAAGAUAGCCCGGCGCGGCAUGCGCUCGGGCGUGCUCCCCGCCGUGGACCCCGACAAGCAGACCAUCUACGCGUCGACGCUGCAGCUCAAGGCCUACUUCUCGCUCCUGCAGGACAUCGCCACCAUGUACUCGCUCGUGCACCGCGACCACAUCAUCGGCGGCGUGGAGCUGUGCUACGAGCUGUCCAAGGGCACGUCGCGCAACGACGGCAUGCCGGAGCUGCAGGAGCGGCUGGCCAAGUACACGGAGAACGCGGCGGCCAAGGUGGCGGCGCUGGUGUCGGCCAAGCAGCAGGAGAUGCUGCGGACGCUGCGGACCCGCGCCAGCCGCGCCCGCGACGAGACGGCCCAGCUCGAGGCCGAGAUGUCCCGCUUCGGCGUCGCCCCCGUCGACCAAGCCGCCAGGAAGGCCAUCGCGGCCGGUGCCCAUGAGCAGCAGGUCGCUGCCCGGGAGUUGCUGAAGAGCGAGGUUAGCGUCACGGUGUCGGCGUCGGCCGCGUUCGUGACCACGCCGUCGGAGAGCGUCGACGCGUCGAAUAUGUGA
Molecule: messenger RNA, 1479 nt
Organism: Chaetomium fimeti
Lineage: Eukaryota; Fungi; Ascomycota; Sordariomycetes; Sordariales; Chaetomiaceae
Exons: 1
Coding region: 1-1479 (492 amino acids)
Source: RefSeq, a predicted model, not a curated record